Molecule: messenger RNA, 10125 nt
Organism: Epinephelus lanceolatus (giant grouper)
Lineage: Eukaryota; Metazoa; Chordata; Actinopteri; Perciformes; Serranidae
Product: zinc finger protein 518A
Biological process (GO): positive regulation of transcription by RNA polymerase II
Cellular component (GO): nucleus
Source: RefSeq, a predicted model, not a curated record
AACACACCGUCAGGUCCUUAUGGGCGUCUGGUUAAACAGAAUACAUUUUCACUUCAAAGUUGUUUUAACUGUGUUUACUACGAGAAAUAUGCCCUUCACGGCACUAGUUUGGUAUUUGACAAGCAAUACAUAUUCAUCCGCUUCUACAUGAGUGUCAAGAGCACAUCGGUACCCGGAUGGACUGUCAUGGCCGCCGUCGCUGUGGAUCCAUAGAGAGGAGACGAGGAAGGGAAAUGUUUCUGCUGUGUGUUUUUUCAACCUAUACCUUCUUUUCAUAAUGUCGGACGUUGACGGGACGCCGCCUGAACUUCCAUCGAGUUCAUAGCGCAGUGGCCACACUACAAACCCCUCUUCUUCAGACACAACAUGCAUUAAUGUUUGAGUUUGUCCUCAAGAAGUACAGAUAUCUGUAGAUUUACAACUAUGGAAGAAGACCUCACAAUACCUCACGAUUCUGCCAAAAACUGCAACAUUUCAGUAAUAGGGGAUGAAAAAGAAAAGGUAAAAGACUUUGUUUAUAAGCAUUUCAGAGAAGUGGCAGAUGGGUCACUCUUCAAUAAUGCAGAAGAAUCUUCCAUUAAGGAACAUGGGAGUUCUGCCAAGAAAGAGAAACAAACACUCAAUAAAGCCCAUUGUAAAAAUCAGCAGGGGGCUGUUUUCUCCGGAAAGAUUCUGAGUUUUGGAUGCUCAGUGUGUAAAGAUGAUUCCACAUAUAGCCCCAAUGAUCUCCUUAAACAUUUUCGAGCAGCCCAUAAAGGAACCCUUCCUACAUACCCAUGUGACCUGUGCGGUUUUGUCACAAAUGAGUUCCCUGCUCUUCAACGCCAUCGGAUUGAGCACAGGAAUACCCUGGUUACCUGUGAGCUAUGCGACAAUGAUGUUCAGUACUCUCUGCUUUUGCUUACCAGACACUACAUCAUGUGUCACAGUCUAAACGGGCAGUUUAACUGUGACUGGUGUGACUUUACAACUGUGGAUGCAGGUACAUUCGUCCAACACAUCCAUCAUCAUAAUGAGAGUCCAUGGAAGUGUUCAAAAUGCAGACAUAUCAGCUCAAACGAAGAGGAUCACCAGAAGCAUAUGAAAGCUCACUCGGGUACUUUCCCCUUCACUUGUCAGUUUUGUGGAUAUGGUGCAGCAAGAAGCGAGUAUCUUAAAAAGCACAUGGCAGCUGUUCACAAAGAGGAGGCUGAGAGAAGGAAUGUAUGGAAAAGUAUAGAGGACAGUGGGAAUUCAGCAUCUGCAACCUUAAAACUUUUCAUGAAAAAGAGUACUGAAGCACAGGAGGCUCAGAGGAUAUCGAAACUGAACUGUCUUUCUGGGAGUUUACCAAACCAAAAUGGCAGGCUAAUCAAACCAGAGAAAUCCCUUGAGGAGACCCACCACUUUGUGGAUGGGACUGUAGCAAAAAAGGACAACAAAAAUUGGAGCAAAGGUUCUCAUAAUACGGAGCAGUCAAUGCCAGUAAUGUUACAGGAAUGUGACAACUCUGCAAGUUCUGAUGCCGCAAGUCACACCAGCCCUAAUGGACUGACUGUUCUGAUGGUUAAGAACAAAAUCUCUCUUCCCCCCAACUGUACAACCAAAGUAAUGGGAUUCAAGAUGGUUGAUGGCAAAAAACAUUUAGUUCUCAAAGUAAUACCAACAGCAAAGCAAGAUUCAUCCACUCAGAACCAUUCCUUGGUUGAAGAUGUGGGCUCCUCAGCACCAAAUCCUGUGCAGUAUAAAAGCAAAAUCUCUAAUGAGAAUGGGGAGUUCUCUGACAGCAAGAAUUCAACAUCACAUUGCUUUGCUCUUUCACCAAGAACUGGAUCUUGCAUACAGAUGGAACAAGAUGAUAUUAUGGCAGUAAAAGUAAAGAUUGAGGAGGAAGAAACUUCUGUUUGCAACCUUGAUUCCACCCCACCUAGAAAUGAUAUUGGGGAGCAAACUAAUCCUUUACUAAUUGGGUCUUCAACUUGUGCAGAUACGUUAUAUCCUGUGACAAAUGAUUUUGAUCAUGUGGGCGACCAAAGUCACCAAAGUCAAACAACCUGCUCACAAAGAAGUAAGUUUGAUAAUAAUUCAGUCUCUGCGACAUUUAACUCUAAUGCAGCCUCCCAUAGUGGUUCUCAAAUCAGCAAUACUUCAACAGUGUGUGCUGGUAAGGUCAGUGGUUUAUCUUCACCUUCAAAAGUUGCUCAGGAAACAUUGCUUUCCAGACAAGUCUCCAAAGAAACCAUUGAAAACUGUGGGGCUGCAGAUGAGUUAUUAAUGACUGAUACAGAAACAGGCAAACUCAUUGACCAACACAGAGGGAACUCUCCCUGUAACACUAAAGAAAACAAUGACCAAUCUUCUCAGAGUACUCCAGAAAAGACUGAUAGGGUUAGACCAGAGACUGAACAGAAAAGCAGCCAGCAUCUUAAACACCUUUCCAUGAAUGCAGUACCAUCAGACUCAUCCACACCCACUUCAGGUAGCUGCAGAGAAAGUGCUGUGGGCUCAGAAAAUUGCACACAAAAUUCACCAAACCAAGGAGUAUUUACUUUUCACAACUACUCUAAGGAAACAUUUGGCACUUCACCUAACACUCCCCAAAACUUUGACAAUAUGUCUGAACAUUCGCUAGACAAAGAAAGUAUUUGUGAAUCAUCACAGUUUAGCUUGACAUUGGCAGAGUCUCCAGAACCAUUCACAGAAAGUGGCAAUGGAGAAGACUCUACUCAAGAAAAGAUAUUGGAUAGUGACAUUGAGGUUGAGGGAUGCAUAGCUAGUGUUGACGAUCCUGCCACUGAAGAUGAAAAUCCUGAUUCAGUGCUCCAAGACUUCAAUAUUAUUAAAAUUGAGGAGGACAGCAUUCCUAUAUCUAACAAACAGUCCGAAACAAAGAAUAGUUCAACUCUCUUGGGCAGUUUUGUGGAGGAACAUUCAGAUGCAAUCAUUACCCAACAACUUCAUAAGGAAAGAGUUGGGUCUUCAAGUGCAAGUAAUGAUUCUUUGAAACAAACAAAAACGACUCUACGAAUUCUUCAGUUGCCAGAGGGCAAGCAGUCAGUACUCUUAAGAACUUCGGAGAAUCGUUUUGCCGUGCCGAUGCAGGUCAAGGCCACUCCAGGUUUCAAACUGAUAACGAAUUCUGCAAAUCCUCAGAUCAAUGUAUCUUAUAUGAAGCCAGGGGCAGAAAGAUCAAGUAACCCUACUGGAGUAACCCUCACUCCAAACAGCAGGAGGAUAGGUGUAUCAGCACCAAAUCCAGGAGCUGAUGAAAAAGGGAAAACACUUCUCUCUGCUGUUCAACCAGGUGUUAGCACCACCUCAAAUCACUACUUUAUCAACAGCCCAGGAUUUAAGGGUCCUGUACUUCUUUCAAGCACACCACAUAAUACACCUACAGACAAAACGGCAAAGACACAGCAGACUUGCUACUUGGUACAAAGGUCUGUUCCAUUUGUUCAGAGCCCCAGUGCUCCUGGCCUCAGACUGGCAAGUACACAACUCCCACUGAGCUCACGGCCAGUUGUGGCCAUGCCUGUGAGCACUGCAGACAAACCUAACACUCUGCAAUCCGGUCGCCAGGCAUUUUUGCUGCGAUACAUUUCUCCACCCAAAUCACGCUUACUAUUAAACAACCAAGAUGCAAAGACUGGGACUCAGUGUAGCCAAUCCAGUGAAAGUACUGGAAACAAAGUCAUAUUUAAAAUAGUCACUCCUACUGGUAGCCUUCUUACAAGUGGUGCUCCCACCUCAAGCAGUCAGCCUUUGUUUUUGGCCACCAGACCUCAGACCCAGUGUUUUCUGGUGUCAUCGAACAAAACAAAUGCAAAUGCCUCCAGUGGAGUGAAGAAAUUGAUCACCAUCCAAAACACGGCACAGAAAGAUGUCAAGGAAUCUUGCAUUUCACCCUCUCAAAUGAAUGUAAAGGUACAGUCAAGUGAAGCAGAGAAACCUAUCCUAGCCCCAAGGCCAAUUCGGCCUCCAAGCCAAAGGAAAAGGCGCAGGAAACCAUUGUUUGACGAGCUCCCAGCAACAAUGCACAAAGCUAGAAGACUGACAAAUAAAAUACUGACUGAGAAAGAGACUACUGUGUUAUGGAAGCCUGUAGCCAAAGAAGUUGAAAGGACACUAAGGCUUGCCCCAUUCAGUUCUCUGCAGCAGGUCAAAUGCCCUCGUAGAUACCAACCUGUAGUGGUGCUCAAUCAUCCAGAUGCUGACAUUCCCGAAGUGGCCAAUAUCAUGAAGGUAGUUAAGAGAUACAAAGGUGCUGUCACUAAGGUCUCUCUGUCUCAGAAAACAAUCCAAGCACUCUCUGAGCUUGGUGCUCUAUGGGAGAAUUCCUCGACCAAAGACCAAUCGUCUCCCAGCGAUGAUCCAAGACCCCGGCCAGUACAGAGUUCUGUCCGGGAGCGAUUCCUCCUGAAACUGAAGUUGAGGAAAAAAAGCAAAAAAAAGUAUGAGGUUGUGAAAACUCGAUCAGGUGGUAGACAGGAGCCCGUGGUGUUUGACUGCUGGUUUUGUGGUCGGCUCUUCAACAGCCAAGAAGAUUGGAUUGGUCACGGUCAGCGGCACCUCAUGGAGGCAACUAGAGACUGGAAUAAACUGUUCUAAAAAUGUUCCAUCAUCUCAUAUGGGGUGAUAUUCUGUCCUUUUUGAGGUGAAACAAAUCGUUGAAGUUGUAUAUUUUUUAAUGACCUUCCACUAUACGUUUGUUCAAUUUCUGUUCCUGUAAAUACAUAUUCUUAAGUAAAUCAUAGUUUAUCUUUUCAUAGGUGCAUAUUCUGAUAAAUUAUGUACUGCAAGCAUGAUUUAUAUCAUGCAUGCACAGGUCAAAUUGAACUGUGAAAAUGGUACACUGUAAUUAGGAGUUGUGGUAGGAGCACUAGCUUAGAGAAAGGGGACAAUAUCAGCAAAGGUUGUAUGUAGAGUUGGCUUAAAUUACUCAGGUGAUUUCCUAUUAAUCUGGUUUGUCAUUUUUGCUCAUGAAUUUCAAAUAAGCAGAGGCCUAGAUUAAGGGACUUUUGUAUCUUCUUUUAUUAUCCUGCACAUGAGGACAGGGAACUAUUUGUAUAGCUUAACUCUAAAGCUUGUAGACAGAUUCCUUUGUUUUGUGCAUGUGAUAAAAAACUGUUCUGGUCCAAAUUAUUCCUUUUUUUGUAUAAUGUUUUAAUUGAGGGGGGUAUAAUUUUACUCUAUUCUAUUUUCAGGAUUAGUUUACAGUUUCUGUCAAGGAUUUUGUCAAUGUGCAGCAUGCGCUUGUCAUAACUAGAACUGAGAUUUUUCAAGGUAAUCUCUUAAAUCUGCCAGGUGUUGCAAACAGAUAGAUGGUUUUAUAGAUUUUUUUUUUUUUGCUGAGAGCAGAAAUCCUUUUCUCUGUUAAACAUGGCUCUCUGUCAGUACUUGAGACUUGAGAUAUCAGUACUAUCAGCCCAUUUUACGUCCUAUGCAGUUUCCAUGCAACAAUAUGUUUGCUGUCCACAACUCAGACUGUUUACUUGUGCUCAUGUUUUGAAUCCACUGAUCUCUGAGUUUACUGUAAAAUCUCAAAAUUCCCACAAAUUUGCUGUCAGAUUUUUUUUUAUGGGUUGCAAUGUUUGUUCAUUUAAGAAGAUCAGGUACAGGAAGGUAACAUCAAGAAAGACUGAAUAUGAAAAUCUGUCAGAAACAACAUAGACAAGUUACAGUCAAUUGUCAUCCCAGGGCUCAUCAGUAAAAUUUGGCAUCUGCUUCCAAAACUUUAAAAUGCCAGAAUUAGCAAAAUUUGGAUUUGUAAAGAUUGAGUAACUAUACCCCAUAUGUCAAUAAUAAGUAUCAACAAUGGUUAAGGCAGGGCUGCAACUAUUUUUACUAUUGAUUAAUCUAUUUUAUCAUCUUGAUUAAUCACUUAAUCGUUUGUAGCCUGGUAAGACCAUCCUGAUGACUUGAGCUCAACACUCUGUUUCGCUCUGUGUAAAAUCCAAAUAGGGCCAACCACAGAACCACACUGUACUUGACAACAUUAACAGCCAUUUAGGGACUGUGUUUUAGUUGAUGACAUAAAGUGCAGCCCUCAGCUUGCAGAACGGUAAUGGCGGCUCACGAAGCAACAAGCCAUCUCUAACGUGAGUAGAGUAAACACAGUAUUAAGUGAAAUUAUUAUAGAAAUAGAGUCGAUAGAAACAUUUAAACAAGGACAAUAGUUUGCACUCGUGGAGUUUCUCAGAGGAAAAGAUGUUUUCACAGUUCUUCCAACUGGAUUUAGCAAAAGCUUGAUUUAUCAACUGGCUCCCUUGGUGAUGAUGAUGUUCCCCAGGGUUUUAAUAUGCUGAUUGGCUGAAAGAGUUUGUUUGUCAAGGCAAGUACUCCCAAACACUGAAAGUGUUUGGGGUGGCACCGAGACCAGACUGAUACAGAGAGCGAAACAGAAUGUUGAGUUCACACCAUCAGGAUGGUUUUACCAGGCUAAAUCAUUUAGUCUAUCAAAUAUCAGAAUACAGCAAAAAGAUCAAGGUGACAUCAUCAGAUGUCUUUGUUUUGUCUGAUAAUCAGUCUAUUAUCGCGUAAUACAGGGAAAAGCAGCUAAUCAUCAAUUUUAUAAGCUGGAACGAGGUAGUGUUUGGAAGUUAUGCUUGAAAAAUGACAAUUUAUUUAUUGUCAAAAUAGUUGCAGAUUAUUUUAUUAUCGAUCAGGUGGACUAAUCAAAUUCUUCAAUACAAGUAGAUAUUAAAAUGAGUCUCCAAAAAUAAUAUGACAGAUUUCCAAUUGUUUUUUGGUUUUCACUAUUGUUAUUUAAUUGUUGAGAUACUACUACUAUACCAACCUCAACACUCCUGCAGAUAUUUCGCAUUAAAAGCCUGUUGGUAAAGGGAGGAAUUAUGUCCUUUAAGCCACUGUAAAGCUGGCUUGGCAGCCAAUAAUGUUGAGCCCUGUGUUACUAUACUACCAUCCUGAACACAAUAACUAAUUUUUAGACACUUGGAACACUACACAACACUUUGGGAAAUGGAAACAUUGGACCUGUGUUACUGCUGGUAGUGCUUAUCAGAAUAAGGAUAAAGGUUGUUUUUAUAAUGGCAGGGGUUGGCUGGAUCACCCCAGAAGUACAAAAUGUGAUCACAGAGAAAUUUUAAACUUUACAGGAAUAGAUGAGGGUUCAUAUAGAAAUGUGCAAAGCAUGAUUCAACAUCAGUUUGAUACAGAACAAAAUGCACAUACUGACCCCAGAUAAAAUCACAGAUAAAGGCAUUUACAUACCUUUAAACUGUUAUUGGUUCAAUGAAAGGUUUCUUGUUAAUAUCAGAUACUUUCAGAGGCGAUGUGAUUUUUACCGUCACAUUUGUUUUUUAUGCUCUGUAGACAGUUAAGUAUAGUAGGAGCCCUGAACGUAACCCAUGUGUUUGGAGUUUCACGUGUUAUUGCAUUUAUGUUGUACUGUAAACCUGCUCACUGGCAUCAUCAGGUCCAGUCUGUUGUACAUACAUUUGUUUUAAUGUUACAGUUGACGCUUUUUUUCAUCACAACAAGACAUUUACUUUCUUCUUGGGGUUUUAAUGAUUGUAUUACAUGAUGAUGGAACUGUGGAAUUAAUGUUUUCUUCCGUUCAAUAUGCAAACGUGACUGAACAAUGCAAGCCAUGCUAAUGUUUUUAUACUUUCAAAAUGGUUCUAAAACAGCCAGCCUCCAAUUACUGAAGUUCUGACCUCAGCAGGGGCCGCUUUUCACCAGCAUUUGCUAAAAAUUCAUUUUAAUCAAGUGCUCCAAUCAACAAUGGGCAUUUUAUUCCACACUAACUCAAUUCCUUGAAAUCAUUUCCCAUAAAACUAAAACUGUGGCAUGAGUAGCAGCAUUCCACUCAUAUUUGUGACUCACCUAUGGAACCAAACAAGCAUUCAACUUUUACUCACUUCACGGGGUGUUUUCACAAGCUUUUCUUUAAGGAUUUGGUCAGCAUUUUUGGGAAAUGCGCUCCCUGCCUUUUUUUUCCCCCAGAGAGUGAGAUCAAGAGAUUGACAUGUAUGUGUUAACUUUCACAGAGCUGUAGUCAGGAUGUGGUUAGCCUAGCAUAACAGGUUUGAAGCUAGCCUGGCCUUCUCCAAAGUCAAAAAUACACCAACCAGCACCUCACUGAUCAGCAUGCUUUAUCUUCAGACAAAGCCAGGCUAGCUGUUUUUCUUUGUCUCCAGUCUUUAUGUUAAGCUAGGCUAACCACGUGCUGACUCAAGAUCCAUACGGAACAUGCAUACUGAAAAUUGAUGCCCAUCUUCUCAACUCACUCUUGUAAAGAAAGCAUACUUUUAUGAAAUGUUGAACUAUUCCUUUAUCAAACCAGCCUAGCCCACUACAGAAAGCCAACUUGGUAAAAAUGUCCAGCACAGUCUGACAGAAUUUGUUUUGAAAUGGAAACGACCUCUUAACACAUUAUGUGGUGGUGGGCAACAAAUGUGUUAAAAUGUGCAGGCAACAUGAAAACAAUGCCAGUGUAAAAUCUAUUAUGAAUGGUCGCAGUUUCAAACACAUUAACAUGGUUAACAUUCUGAAAUGGUGGCAGUUUCGUUAGGUUUAGUGAAAGAAAAACACUUAGGUCUAGAGAACAAAAAAUACUUGGUUAGGUUUGGAGAAAGAUCAUGGUUUUGGUUUAGGUAACUACAUAUGGGAUGUACGUGACAAAAAUGUAACUAGUUUGGGUAGUUACAUAAACUACCUACAUAAAGUGCUUUGCAUUUUUUGGUAAAGUCACGUAACUAUGUUGACUUUUCGUCCCACAGGGGACACAAGCAGAGGUCUCCUGCUUGAAAGUUUGUUUGACCCAUCCACCACCACUCCCAGCUGCCCUACAGGGACUUCCUUGCUCUUUAUACUUAAUUCUUGCAUCCACUAUGAUAAAAGAUCCUCAUUGACUUUGCAUUGGCAUUGUUGUCAUGUUGCCAGCACGUAAUUUUAACACAUUUCAUCCCCACUACCAUGUAAUGCAUUUCUAGCAUUUCAUGUAUUUCCAUGAGACAGUGCUGUAAUAUCCCUUAUCCAGGACAAACCAUCCUGUUUGGUGUAGGUGUAAUAACAUCCCAACUCACUUAAAUGCUAUUUAAAAUGUACCCUUCUUUACAAUCCAAGGUGAAUUUGCGAGUGAAUAAUUGUCAAGUUUCUGUACAGUUCUUGUUUAUGAGGGAAAAAUGAUGACUUGACGUUUAGCCUGCAAAAUGUCCAGCAUCACAAGAUUCAGUGUUCAAGUGGUUGGUAUUUUUCUUGUUAAACCAUUUUUUGGGCUACAAUAUAAAUACUGCUUACAUACUGUAGUGUACUGUAAAGUAAAAUAACAGGAGACAAUGUAACGGAGGUUCGUAAUGUUUUUUUUUUUUUUUUUGUCAUUUGCAGUCAUGUUGGGGGAUGUUCAGUUGUUGAUUUUUUUUUUUUUUUUUUUUUUGCAAUAUUUAAACUGGAAUUUCUGUAUCUUGACAUAACAAUUGUCAGUUUUGGGAUAGGAUUAUAAAAGGGGCUGAUGAAAAUGUUUUAACAGCCCACUUUUCUUGUUGAUUUUGUAGCUCAGUCCCCCUCAGACAGACAGCUUGAACUGAUCCCAGCUAAGAUGAUACAAACACCAAAUGAACUCAAGGUCUUCAUUCAUUUUGUUUCAGAUGGCUUUAUGUUUGUUUCUUAACGGUUUCAUAUAUAUGAUGGAAAUGCACAGUGUGAGAACAGUCCUCCUUCUUCACUGCUCCAGGCCAAAGAACCAUUUGGUUUUAUCAGAACAUUUUAAAAGCAAGUGUUGAUCGGGUGUCUGACUGUACACACGAGUUCUCCACUGUGAUAAUUACAAACCACUUGUUACAUUGGGACACACUACUAGAUCAGCAUACUUUGUCAGUUGUAUGAGCCCAAAACAAAAAGUGAAAUUGAAAUCCAUGUUUUAUAUAAAGACACUUUGUACAGUUCAGCCUUCUGCCCCUCGCCCUCUACUCAACAACAAAUUACGUAUUAGGUUUGAACCCUUAAAUGCUGAACUCAUCAUGUAUAGUAAACUGUUCCUGUCCAGCAGGCCGUUCAGCUCUUACUGAAUCUUUCCUCAUGCUAAGUGCCUCAAAUGUCGUUUGGCAGGUUGACAAUGUGUACUGUAUUCUUUUGUUCAAUUUAGUGGUUCACUCUCCUCUAAUAAAUGUACAUACCUUAUGGAAA